Messenger RNA from Acaromyces ingoldii, 5571 nucleotides. RefSeq lists its product as hypothetical. The coding region runs from base 1 to 5571 and encodes 1856 amino acids. Gene Ontology annotation, molecular function: protein serine/threonine kinase activity; protein binding. The transcript is spliced from 5 exons. Lineage: Eukaryota; Fungi; Basidiomycota; Exobasidiomycetes; Exobasidiales; Cryptobasidiaceae. Gene Ontology annotation, biological process: DNA damage checkpoint signaling; protein phosphorylation; telomere maintenance. Gene Ontology annotation, cellular component: nucleus. The record is from RefSeq and is a predicted model, not a curated record.
AUGGCGGCUUUCGCAGCGGUCCUCCGAGCCGGGUUGUCACAUAAGGAGCGGAGUGUAAGGCUAGCUGCUGGUCGCUUGGGAGCGCAGGUCGUCCGUCAGGCUUCUGAGGUCGAAGCAAGCAAACGUGCAUCUCUCUCACCAAUCUUCCAGAUCUAUCUCGACAAUCUCAAUGGCACCAAGAGGAGGCGAACCGAGACGGCGAUACUGGGCAUGGGCCUUAUGGGCGAUAUUGACGACGACAAGGUACAGGACUUUGUGCUCCUCAACCUCGUACUCCAAUUAGGCAGCGACACAUUUUCCAAGUCGCUAGCUUACACGACCAUAACCCAGUUGGCGGCUCAGCAUCGAUGUACUAAUUUCCAGCUCCUGGCGCCCUGUCUCGAGACAAUCAGCGUUCAAGUCGUGGAGAAGAUGACGUCGGCGCCCACGCUGUUCCUCGAGGUGCUUGCACUUACCAAUCAAAAUCAAAGCAAGUUCUUGCUCAGCACACUGCAUUAUACCUUGCCCCGCGUUCUCGACCUGGAGGAAACCAAAAGUGACAAGACGCUCAAGCUCAUCGCCAGCGCCAUUGGCCAGAACGUGCGGGCGAUGUGCUUCGAGCAAGCGGCUGCUGUUCUCAGACACUUUCUCAUGCUGCCCUCUCCGCGACGAGAGGAGGGUAUGAACAGGCUCGUCGCCAAGGUGCGCGGAGAUGAGGAACGCGGAGACAUCAAUCUCAAGGGCAUGCUCAAGAGUUAUUCGGUUGAACUUGUCGGUCCCCUCGUCACCUGCCUGGGCGAUCCCAGCUUGCAUGAUAGCGCUCUUGCGGGACUACAACAGUACAACGCCAUAGUCAAUGGUCCAGCUAAGACAUCGUCUUCGGCCAGUGGAGGUGACCUUUCCAGCUUCUUGAAAGACGAGAUCUUGGCGAUUCUUUCGUGGAUCAACGAGGAUCUGAUGAAUGGACAUGGGAAGAAGAGUCUUGCGCACAAGGCCAUGACGGCGAGGAGUGUGGGAGCGCUCAUAAAGGUUGUUGGCCAGACAAUCUCCAUGGUGACGCCCCAGAUCAUGGCCACGCUUAACAGCACCAUCCAGGUUCGCGAGCUUGUUCUGCCAGCUCUCGAGAGCUGGCGGGUCUUCAUCACGCGGAUGCGCUACGAUGACGUGGCACCCUUCAUUGGUCAGACUGCGGCGACGUUUUUGGCUGCUUGGUCCCGUUUUGGAGAAGCUGAGAAGCAGCUGGCCUCGUCAAUCUUGCGCUACAUCGUCAUUGACGGCAAAGACUCUUUUCACCAGCAUCUCCGACACGGAUUCCCGAGCUUGGACGAAAUCAAGGCCGACAUCCCCGACGUGUGUAGACAGCUCCGCGACAUUGGCGUCCACGCUUCCCGCCAGCCCGAAGUGAGGCUGCAGCACAUUCUCGACAGGGCAGCCAAUGUCAAUGCGAGCAUCUGUGGACAGGCUCUGCAAGAGCUCAAGAGUUUCCUGACAAAGGAGCGCGACUUUGUUGAACGAAUCACAUCUGGUCACUCGUUUGGUCCCGUCGUCAGCAACAUCGUUCAUGUCCUCUUUACCACUGCGACGCGUGCCGACGAGCAGGAACAGAUCCGUGACGCCUGCUUUGAGAGCUUGGGCAUGCUGGGCGCAGUCGACCCCGAUCGUUUCAAGCUCGAGACGACGAGCCGGAUCGUCCUCAUCGACGACUUUGAGAAUAAGCACGACGUUGUCGAAUUUGCCCUGCAUCUCAUCAAGGACGUUCUGGUUGGCGCCUUUCGCGCGACGAAUGACACGAAGCACCAAGCCGCACUGGCUUACGCAAUCCAGGAGCUCCUCAAGUUUUGCGGCUUCUCUUCGUCCUUGCUGCCCAACAGCACGCAGUUCCGUCAAGUCCAGCUCAAGACUCGGCAACGGUUUACCUCGCUCCCACCGGACAUGCUCGAGACGGUCGCUCCGUUACUAGACUCCAAGUACUCGGUGCAGCAUGGCGAGUCGUCCAAGAGGGAGCGUCCAUUCUACAAGCACACCAGCUCUUUUCGAGAAUGGAUCCAAAUUUGGACAAACGACCUGAUCCUCAACUCGCAGGGUGCUGAUGCGCACACAGUCUUUGAUGUCUUUCGGUCUGCCAUUCGAGAUCACGAUCUCUCGAUUGCCCACCACAUUCUUCCCCACCUUGUCCUCAACAUUCUCAUCCUAGGCGAGGACGUGCAGCUACAGGAGAUCUACGAAGAGUUCAAGGUAAUCCUCUCGGACCAGACCGACCCAAAGACGACCUUUUCGCCAGAGCGCAGAAUGAAAUCGGCCCAGACUGUGUUUGGGCUGCUGGACCACAUCAGCGCGUGGCUUCAUCGGAGAAUGCAAGCGCUGCGAAAGGCCAAAGCCGACGCAGGCAAAGGCCAGAGCCGCCGUCGUGUCGUUGUCGACGAGCGCGCCGUCGUGAGGGUCAACGAGCAAUUCCAGGGCAUCUCUCAGGAGCUCAUGGCGCAGGCGGCGCUUCAGUGCCGUGCCUACGCUCGCUCGCUCUUGAAUUUCGAGCAGAGGAUCCGGACCCUUCGCGAUGCAGGCGCCAAGGACCAAGACCUGCAAUCGCACUACGAGGCCAUGCACACCAUCUAUGCCAGCCUCGAUGAGCCAGACGGAAUGGAGGGCAUUUCAACGAAGGUCAUCUCACCUUCGCUCGAGCACCAGAUUCGAGAACAUGAGAGCACUGGACGAUGGACCGCCGCCCAGAGCUGCUGGGAGGUGCGGUUGCAGCAGCGCCCAGACAGCUCCGAUCUGCACAUGGGCCUUCUUCGGUGUCUGAGAAGCUUGGGUCACUACGACACGAUGCGUACCCACAUCAGGGGUGUACUCAGCGUACAUCCAGACUGGGAUGAGCUCCUGGCGCCCUUUUACGUCGAAGGAUCGUGCAUCCUAUCCGACUGGGCCGAAGUGGGCAAGGUUCUGGUGAGGGGCAACGAUGAUCAGAGUCCGGAGCACGCCACAGCUCGCGUGAUGCUGGCCAUGCAUAACAAUGACUCGAUCACCUUUACGAAGGCAAUGAAGGAUGCUCGAAGGCUGCUUGGCAAGCCCAUCAUCGCUGCCGGCAAAGACUCCUACGUCACGGUGUACGAUUCUGUGGCGCAGCUACACAUGCUCCACGAGCUCAGUAUCAUUCAUGAAGCCUGCGGUUCGGCCACGGCAGAGGGCGUGUCGACUGUAUCAAGGACGAGGCUUUCUCGAAGUCGGCUCAGUGAGACCUUGGCUGCAAGAUUGAAUGCGACGCUGCCCUCGUUCCGAACACGGGAGCCGCUCCUGAGCCUGCGAAGGUCCGCAUUCAGCGCCCACGGACAAUUUCGAGCAGAAACGGGUCAAUCGUGGAUCGCCUCAUCAAAGAUCGCACGUAGGGCGGGCCACACGCAGACGGCCUAUAGCGCCGCAUUGCAGGCCUCGCAGUGGGACGCACCCUUUGCAUUUGUCCAGCAGGCUAAGCUCAUGGCUCUCGGCGAUCAACCACAGGCGGCUAUCCAGGAGCUUUCGAACGCACUGAGCAACUUUGCUGUGCAGAACGGUCAGAUCAAAAGGAUUAGCGACAGUGCCAUCACUGAUCUUGGCUCGAGCAACGGGGAAGAUGACUCCACGACUUUGCUCAGCCACCGCGCGUACGCCAACGCACACCUUCUACGAGCUCGAUUGGCCGAAGCGACGGGUCGGCUGGGUCCCAACGAGAUCAUUGAACAAUAUCGGCAGUGCGCAAAGCUCGAUGAAGGGUCCGAAAAGAUGUGGUACUACCUUGGACGCUUCUAUGACCAGGAUCGAGAGCAAGCGAGCAACUUGAUGGCGCAGCAAUUUAGCGUCUGCCGCUACUAUUUCAAGUCGGCCCAGUGCGGCACAAAGUUCUUCUACCGAACCUUGCCCCGCAUCUGUACGAUUUGGUUCGACUGCGGAGAUGAAGACGACCUGGUCGCCCUAUCGAAGGGCAACGCAGCCAGCAAAAUGGAUCCAGCUCGCGAGCCGGACCGCUUCGAGGCGUUUGACUACUUCAAAAAGCUCAACGAGAUUGUCCGGCGCUUCAUCCGCAAGCUCACGCCGUACCAGUGGCUUGCCGUGUUUCCACAACUUUACUCGCGUGUCGUCCACAAGAACGACAUUGUGUGGAAGGUGUUGCAAGAGCUCAUCGCCUACGUCGUCGAACAAUACCCGCAUCAGGCUAUGUGGUCUCUGGUCGCAGGCUGUCAGUCCAAGGACCCUGAUCGGCUCAAGCGGGUGCGCGACGUUGUCAAGCAAGUCAAGGCCAAAGCCGACCGAGACAAGGUCCGGACGAUUGAGAGGACGCAGAAGAUGGCCGAGGAGCUCCUCAAGCUGUGCGAGCAUCCCGUGGGAAAGGAACAGAAGACGUUGAACAUGCAGACCAACUUUCCACGUCUGGCGGCGCUGGCCACAAACGAGCUCAUUAUCCCGCUCCAAGAAUCGAUUUCGGUUUCGCUGCCCGCCGACAACAUUGCCAACCCCCAGCACCUGCCUUUUGAUGUCGACUUGCCAAGGAUCAGCGGUUUCGAGCAGGUCGUGGAGAUUAUGAACUCGCUGCAGAGACCCCGAAAGAUCGUCGUCAUUGGGAGCAAUGGAAGGAGCUACGCGUUCCUUUGUAAGCCCAAAGACGACCUCCGCAAGGAUGCGCGCCUCAUGGAGUUUGACUCCAUGAUCAACAAUCUCCUCCAGACAAAUUCAGAGUCACGGAAGCGCAAGCUCUACAUUCGCACUUACUCUGUCGUGACGCUCAACGAGGAAUGCGGACUCAUCGAGUGGGUCCCAAACACUGUGGGACUGCGAAACAUCCUUGCGGUGCUGUACAAGCAACGCAACAUUGAGCUGUACACCCGCGAUAUUCACCAGGCUAUGGACGAGGCGAGAAAGCAGACAAAGGCGGCGGCCUCCAGCGAAGUCUUUGAGACCAAGGUUCUGAAAAAAUACCCUCCCGUGUUUCACGAAUGGUUCCUCGUCACCUUUCCUGAGCCAUCGGCCUGGCUCAAGGCCCGCUUGGCCUACGCACACACGUUGGCGGUCAUGUCGAUGGUCGGCCACGUCCUCGGCCUUGGAGACCGGCAUGGCGAGAACAUUCUCUUUGACGCCCAAUCUGGCGAUACCGUCCACGUCGAUCUCAAUUGUCUGUUCGAAAAGGGUCUCACAUUUGAGAUUCAGGAGAAGGUGCCCUUCCGGCUGACACAGAACCUCGUCGAUGCCCUUGGCGUGACGGGCCACGAAGGCGUGUUCCGUAAGGCGGCCGAAGUGUCGAUGGGCAUCUUGCGCGACAAUAAGGACUCACUCAUGAGUGUCCUCGAGGCGAUGGUCCACGAUCCUCUAGUCGAAUGGGGUAGCGACAAUCGGUCCAAGAGCGGGCGGGGAGCGAGCACGAAUCGCGUGGACCCGAGAGUGGCGCAGGCGAGAAAGGCGCUGGAACCUGUCAAGGAGAAGCUGAGCGGCAGGGUGCGCAAGUCGGACUCGAGCUGGACGGCCGUGCACCACUCGACGACGAGCCUCGUCGAUGCGCUGCUGAGGGAUGCCAUGUCCAAGAGCCUGCUGGCGCGCAUGUACGUCGGCUGGGCUUCGUAUCUCUAG